Messenger RNA from Klebsormidium nitens, 1111 nucleotides. The record is from the annotation of a GenBank genome assembly. Lineage: Eukaryota; Viridiplantae; Streptophyta; Klebsormidiophyceae; Klebsormidiales; Klebsormidiaceae.
CACUGCAGCAGCAUAUGCAGAGCAUCUCUGCACGUUUUCAGCAGCGAUGCCCACUUUCACCCUGCUUUCACCCUGCUUUCACCCCCCUGCCCGUGCACAGAUUUGCGUCUACGGAAACUGUGCAGCUCAGCAAACUUCAUUUGGCAGGGAGGAACAGAGGCGCCACGACCAGAAGAGAGCAUAGACUGCUACCCAUAGGACUACUGCAGGGAGUCUGGUCCUUCUCUCCUGCCACCAUGUUGUCGUUUUCCAGGGCUGUCAGUCGGCACUUGCGCGUUGACAACACGAAGACGUCAAGCUUGACAGGCUUUUCUUUCGCACCCGCUCGCUGGAUUCAGGGGGCGACCUCCAGCACCACCGACACAGAAGCUGGUGAAGCAGACACACACGAUGACUUCAAGCCUAGGUACAAGAAGGAGGAUGAAAUUCCAACAAUUCACCAGUUGAUAGAGGAGGACGUCAAGGGGAACCCAGUGAUGGUCUACAUGAAGGGCGUUCCAGAUGCCCCCAUGUGUGGCUUCAGUAGGGCGGUGGUGCAGAUCUUGAAAGCAUACGAGGUCCCAUUCAGCAGUCGAAAUGUCCUGCAAGAUGAGGAGCUGAGGCAAGGCGUCAAGUCUUACUCGAAAUGGCCCACAAUCCCCCAGGUGUACGUGAAUGGGGAGUUUAUCGGAGGGUGUGAUAUUCUGGUCAAUAUGAGCAAGACGGGGGAGCUCGAGCCCAUCCUGGAAGAAGCUAAGAAAGCACAGUCCAAAAGGGUUGGAUGAUGCUUUUGCCCUCUAGUCUCAGACCUGUACAUACGUCCGUGUCCAAAUAAUUGUUGGACCUUUCUGAUAAGAUGCGCCAGCUACGUCGUCAGGACUGAUCAUCUUAUUCGAAAAUAAAGAACCAGAUUUUCACAAUUUUGGUUGCCUUCUUACCUUUAUGUCAUCCAAUCAAGGUGCGGUGGUUAGCACCGGCGUCUUGAAACGCUUAGGUGAGCGUAAAAGGCAAAAACGUCCGAUUCGGAAGACUGCAGCUACAAGCGUUGUCAAUCGGCAGUGGCCAUGCGGCAUCACCAAGAUCAUCCAUGGUGAUCCGUUUUAUUCAUUGCCAACGCAACCUUUGAGUCCAG